Doryrhamphus excisus (bluestripe pipefish) is the source of this 2392-nucleotide messenger RNA. RefSeq names its product calcium binding protein 7b (gene cabp7b). Gene Ontology annotation, cellular component: trans-Golgi network membrane. Lineage: Eukaryota; Metazoa; Chordata; Actinopteri; Syngnathiformes; Syngnathidae. The record is from RefSeq and is a predicted model, not a curated record. Gene Ontology annotation, molecular function: calcium ion binding.
AAGCAGGGGGGGCUGAAUAAAAACCCAAUAAUACCUCAGGGUGUCUUCGUUGUGGCUCAACUGCUUGAAUCUUUUGUGCAGAACUCCAAUCUGCUCACAGGAGACUGCAAAGAACAUGUCAAAUGUAUUCAUAUAAAACACAGGUGGAAUUAUCCGGGCUAGUGUGUCUAAUGUUUUAUUUACUGCAACACCACCAGUUGUCUGUAUUCUAGAGGACCAGAAGAAGACUGCCAAGCACCCAUGUUUAAAAAAAAAAAAAAAAAAAAGUCCUUCCCGGGACGGUCCACUGGUCCACCGGAGCAGGACAGGAAGAUGGUGGGAUACUACGUCAACUAUGGAGCAAAGGAGCAGGAAAAGAAGCCACGCUCAGACGUUGGGAAUCAUCUGAACACUUGACACACACCACAACAGCCCUCUCACAUCCCCGCAGGGAGAAAAAAACACAUUAAAACACUUCCGCAACCAAGGACGGUGACGUCACGGAGCAAGGCUGCACCUUCCAUCGUUACAGUAUAUCGAUUUUAAUUUUAAAACGCUUAAAUCAUGUGUCAUUUUUUUUAGUUCCAUGUCCUUGCUCAUUUUAAGUACGUCAAAUUAAUAUUGACUCUACUUUCCCAUUUGUUGCAUGUUUUACUCGUUAACAUUAAAAAAAAUCAAAUUCAGUUUCAUUUAUUAUUUUAUUUCUCUCAGUUUAUAUAUGUGUAUAUUUUUUAGAUCAUCAAACCUUCAGGCAAGCAAAAAUGAAUCCGACAAGUCCGGACAUGAUCCCAGGAGCUAAUUAGUUCCAGGUGUGUGGAAUGGAAGCAGAAAUCUGAUUGGCUGAUAUAGCGGAAGUAAAGUAAACAAGAAUGCUCUGUGCGUAAACAAUAGCCUUGACAUGCAAACCAAUCCAUAAAACAACGAAGGGGGAAAGAAGUAAAGUAAAAGGGUUCCACAAAGACUCAAAGGUGAAGCUCUUAUCCACCGGUGCUGUCAUUCCACAAGUGCAACCUGCAGGUACUUGGAGUAGCCCAAAGUAUGACAUUUCCCACAAGGCGAUCUGGUGUCUGCAUUGUUGCUCCAUGCUGCAAAGUGCGAGCUGAUUCUUUACCUCCCGUCCCCCAAAAAUAUGCACAACGGGCGCUGAAGUUGCACAAGAAGAGGAUAAUUAUUGUAUUUUUUGGGGGGAGUUUAAUUUGCUUGGUAGAUAGCCAGGAGGGAAAAGUGUGCGGAGGUGCAGCCAGACUAUAUGAGGAUCGGCACACGGUUUUUGGUGCCCCCACGCAGAGAUGCCAGUGCGCGCCGUGACCACCAGGUUCAUGUACAAGGGACUGUGCACCAUCCCCGAUGUCCUGACUUACCGGACCCCUGUCAACCUACCUGAAGACGAGGUGGAGGAGAUCCGUGAGGCGUUCAAAGUGUUCGACCGGGAUGGGAAUGGCUUCAUCUCCAAGCAGGAGUUGGGCAUGGCCAUGCGUUCCUUGGGCUACAUGCCCAACGAGGUGGAGCUGGAGGUCAUCAUCCAAAGACUGGACAUGGACGGUGACGGUCAGGUGGGGUUUGACGAGUUUGUCACAUUGCUCGGUCCCAAACUGUCAGCAGCCGGGAUGCCGGAUAAGUUCCACGGGGCAGACUUUGACUCUGUGUUUUGGAAGUGCGACAUGCAGAAACUGACAGUAGAUGAGCUGAAGAGGCUUCUCUACGACACCUUCCGGGACCACCUCACCAUGAAGGACAUCGAGAACAUCAUCAUGACUGAGGAGAGCCACCUGAACAGCCCCGAGUCCCACGUGAACAUUGACACCAGCCCAACACAACAGGAGAAACACACAUGCGUGCGUAAAAGUUUGAUCUGUGCCUUCGCCAUUGCGUUCAUCAUCAGCGUCAUGCUCAUUGCCGCCAAUCAAAUGCUAAGACGAGGGAUGAAGUGAAUGUUCAUAUGACUUAGCGAUAAACCAAAUAUUGUUUGUUUUUCAACAUUUCACCAGCUUCUACAGAAUCCGUAUGUCAGCAGGAGUCACAUGACCGAGCAGCGAGACGCUUCAAGGGCUGAUCACAAUUCGAAAACCGUCGCGAUUCACUGCAAUACGAAUCUUUUCAUGUUGUAUGACAUAACCGCAUUUCUUGGAUCUAAGACAGCUAAACUUUUGAUUUAUUGUCUAAAAUAUACAUUUUUAAUAAUAAUGACGACACAAGGAAAUAUAAUGAAAUCUAUAGUGAAAUAUCACACAAUGUUUACCUUUUUUUUCCCCCACAAAAUGUUGCCUCCCCCUGCAAGUUUAAUAAUGGUUUAUCCUUAUGUGAGACAAAACCCAUCUUUACCUUUUCAGUGCAUUCUCAACAGAGAAAAGCGGGUAGCACGAGCUAGCAAUGCACAUUUUCUCCAAUAAAAGCUCUGAUAAAACAUUCCACU